Macrobrachium nipponense is the source of this 4506-nucleotide messenger RNA. RefSeq lists its product as uncharacterized. The coding region runs from base 730 to 2676 and encodes 648 amino acids. The transcript has 7 exons. Lineage: Eukaryota; Metazoa; Arthropoda; Malacostraca; Decapoda; Palaemonidae. The record is from RefSeq and is a predicted model, not a curated record.
UCCUACACAGGCCCCUCACACACACACACGAGCGCGGGAUCCAGAGAGGUGGCACACAGUCAUCCUCUCUCUCUCCUUACUCUGUACUCUGUCGGUCGGUCGGUCGCCUGAUCUUCGGCGGCGCCUGUCGAGGACCGUUCGCGCUCCACGCUCUCGAAACCAAGUUCCGAUUUCGGAAGGAAACGACGAAACGAAAACUUGCGCCCGGAAAAGACGAUAGAAAACACGAAGCUAUAACAAGUCCAGGUAGACUUGAAUCAUCCGGUAUAUUUAUUUAUCUGUUUUUUAAAAACUAAAAAGAUUCUUCUCAAUUCCAUUUGCACCGAGAAAAAAAAAAAGAUUGUCUUUUCGCACAGAAAAUUAGAUUAUUUUUUUUUUUGGUCGUUGAUUAAAGUCCUGAGAACCGAAAUCGUUCUCGGAGACAUCAGGAGGGAGAGAGAGAGAGAGAGAGGGGUUCGCACAGACCUUCCUCGUGGACUGAAUUGGUGAAUUCGCAUUCCUACUCCCGCAGGAGUGAGAGAGAGAGAGGGAGGGAGGGAGAGAAAGAGAGAGCGCUAAUCGGUAGCAGGACCUGUUGAAGGAGAGGAUCCUAGCGGCGGCGGCGAACCUCGUGACUGUCGCCUGCUACCUGUUGCAUCACGCCUUGUUCCUGCCCAGCGGAGGCGCCUCAGGACACCGAUUCGUCGGGGAAGAUUCCUCUCUGAGUUUCCCCUUUGGAAGUCUUAAAGGAUGAGGCUAUCAGUGGUCUGCGUCCUGGCAAUGGCCGGAUGGGCCGCGGCUGCUCCUGGAAGUCUAGAAAAGGACAAGGACACGACUGAGGACCUUCAGCAGGAGGAAGCCGAGGGAGACAACCUGGCACCAGCAAUCAAUGAACUGGAGAGGCGAAAGAGGGGUGGCCCCAAGUCCAACCUGCCCUACUCCAAAUACAGACCCACAGGAGGCAUUCACAGAUUUUCUCUCCGCAGGUACCGCUAUCCUUUGUACCGCAAGCGGUCGUACAAGCCACAGCCCUCCUACGACUACGAAGACGACGUCAUCCUCCCAGAGGCUGCCGAAAACGAAUACUUCGACUACGAAGACCAGCUGAGGGGCCCCUCGCUCUUCCGAGAGAGGAGCCUCCAGCAGGACCGCAAGAAGAAGGUGUUCCUCGAGAACGACGAAGGGUACUUCCCCGACGACUACGUCCUCGAGAAGAAGGUCAUACCAUCGCCCUUCAUCAUGCCCCUUAAGAAGAAGGACUCCGUCUACAACCUGGCCAACUCUCCUUACGACCUCCACACCAUCGGCCGCAUGUACGAGAUGGGCAAACGAGACGACAGUCCCUACGAUACCGAGGGCCUCAACCAGUUCCACAGCGUCGGGCGGAAGAGCCCUCCCAAAAUGAUCGUGAGCCCCGCCGAGCAGUUCUACGACGCCAUCGACUCCAUCAAGAGGAAGAAGGCCAUGUUCGACGAGCGCAUCAUGACCCCAACAGAGGCCGAAAAGCUAGAGCAACUGCUCUUCCUGAAGAGCGUUCUGAGCCCCGGGGCAGGCCAAUACCACAGUGGACAAGACCUGAGCUUCAGAGACCCUAUGAUCAGAAGGAAAAGGGACACAACUUCCGCCAGCGCCAAGGGCGCGCAUAAGACCAACACCACAACGACCCAGGGAGAGAGGACGGAGUCAAAAGUCUCAGCUCACCGGCAGAAGACCGAGAAGCUCACCGGCGACCGCAGGAAACGAGCUUUCAACGACUACUUCGCCUGGGAGAGGAAAGCUUUGGAAUCGGAAUAUCAGCCGGUGGAGAAGCGGAGCAGUAACAAGGACCUGAACGACUUCUUGACCCGAGAAUAUUUCAAGAGCAUCGCCCGAUCCGUUGGACAGAAGAAGAAGAGAAUGGCCUACGCCCAGUUCGAAGCUGACAAGAGAUCGUCUGGGCUUAACGAAUUUUUGGAAAACCCCGCCAUGUUGGAGUACAUGCAAUCAAAACUGAGAGAAGCCGAAGAGGAAGUGGCAGCUGAGGCCCAGGAAGAGUUAGGAAACGGCAACAACGAUGAGCUCUUAUCUAACAUUGUGGUGCGUCUAGAUGCCCUAGAAAGAAUGAGGGAGGCUCUUGCUCGCCUUGAAGAACUCCAGAACAAAGAAACUGAGCCGCCAAGUGGCCUCAGCGGAGUAGCAAGGAAACGUAUGGCAAGUAGCGCCACCAGCACCAGGAGUCCUUCACCCGUUGGAAUCACAGCGCUGUCCGCAGUGUCGAGAAAGCGAUCCACUGUCGACGAUCUGAAGAAGAACAAGAAAUCCGCUCUCAACGCCAGAAGGAUCAGCAGGAUGAGAAGAGAACAGGACGCUCUUCCCGCUAUCUUCCUGGGGAACACCAGGGAAGAUUGCCCAGUGCUUGAUCGUGUCUACAUGAACUGCGAGGACGUCACCAAAAUCGUAGGAGAUCAGGACCAAGCCUUCCUUGGGCCUUGCCUCCGCCACGAGGUCUGCUACAUGUGUGGUUCCAGCCUCAGCGUGUCUGGCCACGAAUGCGACGCCAUCUUGUCCUCAUCGCUGGAGGCUGCGUGUUCCGGGAACCUGGAUUGCUUGAGCGCUGCCGGAGGGACGUUCAACCUCCUCAGCAACGCCGAUCGGUAUGACGACGACGGCACUUGCACCCACGACCCCUGCGUCAGGCAGUUCCUCGAGUCUCGCUGAAAACCUCAGGCCUAAAUUGCUCUCCGGUUGUUCACCCGCCGAUGAAGAAUAGCUGUGUAUCCAAAGGCUUCUGGAUUGGUUGAUGGAUGAUGCCCGAGUCUUCUUGUCGCAUCUAUUUGUUCUUUGUACAAAUUUGUAGCUAUACUCAAGAGCAGAAGCUGUGAAUGUUUCAUUGUAUCUAAAGCACUUAGUGGUGCAUUCAGUGGUGUUGUAAAGAGGAGAGGUAGUGUUUGUUAUUGUGAGACAUAAAGUAAGCGUAAUAAAUAGUUUUACAAAAAGAAUUUAUAAAAGGAAGAAGUAAGUGAUAAAAAACUGGUGAAAGUAACCAAUUUUGACCAUCUUAGAAUGGUCUCUAGGUCUUGGAUUCAUGCUAGCACUAGUUAUAUUUCUGCCUUCAACUUUGAGAGAGAUUCCAUGCAAAAUCAACGAUGUUAGUUGAAAUAAAUAAUCACUAGAAAUGCAAUGCAAUAAAGAAAUUUUAGCGAACCUUUGACCAAAAUUUUUACCAUUUGACUUUGGGGAAUGGAGUAAGCCUAAGAGACUCCUUUUGGUACCUAGAUCAACUUCCUUCCAGGUAGGAACCCUCGCGUUCAAUGGAAGUGACUGAAUCUUUGCGGUGAAUUCAGAUGUUCCAGAGGAGAUAGAUGGUUGGUGUCCGCGACAAAAUGCCUAAGGAUUUGCAUAGCGACCUUUGCCAAAUUAGGUAAUUUGACUGCAGGCAUUGGACGCCAACCAAUCACGGAGGCACUUGAACGGAGCAGACAGACCAAUUGUUAAAAAAAGAUAAUAAUAAUAAUAAAAAAAUAAGAGCCAUUCCAGUGAUAGACUCCUCCCUGUAGAUGCGUGUUGUAUGUUGAUAUAUGUCGUGACUGACACACGUCUUCUCGUUGUCCGUUUCCAUUUUCCAGAAAUCGGGGUCCAGGGGUCUAAACAACUACAAAAAUAGAUAAAUCAAUAAGUAAAUAGAAUAAAUAGAAUAAAAUAAAAGAAAAUAAUUAGGGAAUAUGACUAAUUCCGCUCGGAGAAACGAGAGGAUUUAUUUUGAUAUCAUUUUGAUUAUCAUUGAUAACACAUAUCACUAAUGCCACUUUAUCAUGAAAUGAAAUAGGAUUUAAUCGGAAUAUGGGUGUUGACUCCAUAAGGGUAUGGGGACAACACGUCAAUUUGACGGGACUAUAAAAUAGGGCGGUUAAUUAUAAAUUAUUUAUGUCUAGAGAUAUUAGUAUCUGACGACGGAACUUGUGAAUACUAUAUAUUAUGUGCAUACACAUACACACUCUAUGUUGUAUGCAUGAGCUGAGUAAUGUCAGUGCAUACUGACGCUCAAAUAUACGUAGACAUUCGGAGUCACGAAAUAAAAUAUAAAUGACGAUGUUUAAUAAAAUCGAAUGCGCUCUUAAUCAGUGUUCUGAAUGAGGUCUUCUUCGCUCUUGGAAAACAAAUCUUCAAAAUAUAUGAACUCUCGGUCAAUAUUUCUACGGAGUAAAGAAAAUGUCAUGCAUGUUAUAUAUACGCAAAUCGGAUUAUGUGUACGUAUAUGCACGUAUGUGUAUCAUUAAUCCCCCGUUUACUUUCAUCUGAACGUAUAUGUGUGUCUGGUGAUAUACCUUUUCAAAUGAAAGGGUUUCUUGGUAUUAUUGUGGGAAAUAAGUCAUGUUGUGUGAAGCAUGUGAAAUGUUCAGGUCUAUUUUGUGCCUGAUAAUGUGAUCUAUGAAUUAUAUACUUCAAAAAAACUUGUAGCUCUAUAAAGAUAAGUAAAUCAUGAUGUAGUACAAUAAAAAAAAUAAUUCAAUCAGUAUUCUUGGAGAAUAACAGACAUUGUGUGUUUUG